GCUCGCUUACCGUCGCUAUUGAUGAGUGUACUCGUUCGGUCAGCAUUUUUCAUUGUUGUUGAUGCGUCAUCGUGUGGCGGAACAUUUAAGUCAAACUAUGGGGAGAUAACUAGUCCGAAUUAUCCAUCCAGUCACGGACCUAAUCUGUCUUGUGUUUGGAGAAUAGACGGAGCUCCUGGCAGUAGACUUGUGAUUGGCUUUAAAGACUUCUCACUUGAAAAGCAAGCUGUUUGUCGUAUGGAUUACAUUGAGAUUCGACAUGGAAACGUUACCACAUCAAAAUAUUGUGGGGAGAUAAUACCAGACAGAGUGAUAACGCAAAGUGAAAAUGCUACCAUAGUAUUUGUUACAAAUCAAGAAACAAAUCGACGUGGUUUUCAUCUCUUUUGGAAAGUAUUUACCGAACCGUUGCUAAUGGAAAGCCCGGUGUCAUGGGAGUCAGCCAAUACAGAAUGUGAACAAAACGGUGGCAAACUCAUGGAACCAGACUUGGAUUACCUAGACACAUAUAGAGAGAGCAUUAUUGAGUGGAUGGGGGCUCACAACGUAUCAAACGUUUGGGUGCGAAAAUACUUCACACCGUGGGUUUCCCUCAAAGGUUGUACACGUGAAACUCAUGUUCACCCGCAAAAGACGUACACAGUACAGAACAAUCAGCAAAAGAUUUGCCAAUACUUAUGUUCUAAUUACAAUUACUUUGGCCUGAAGGGACGCGAUUGUGUGUGUUUGAAUGACGUCGCCUCGUCCUAUGUCGUUGUUUCGGCCUUUGCUUCCUGUAAAUUCAGUUGCAAAGGCAACACUGAAGAAUUAUGUGGUGGGGAAAAUGCGUAUACUGUGUAUAAAAACAACAUUUGCUACACAUCAUCCAAAGCUUGGAAUGGGGCGCUUUCUAAGGACAUAUAUGGAUCUUCUUGUUUGCCUUGAAAUAAAUCCUACUAUGCAAACUCAACCUUUCCCGACGGUUCUGCCAACGAUGCCAAAGAUAAUUGCAGAGAUCCAAAUGCAGCUGGUACACCCUGGUGCUAUAUUAAAGAAAGCCCAUAUUUCGCAGCAUGUGAUGUUUUUAGUUGUUUGGAUAUGACUGCAAAACACAAUGGCUCGUCUGAAUGCAUCGCAGUCUUAAAGGAUAAACAGGGAUUUACUGGACACCAAUUUCCGUGCAGCACCAAUUUGAGUGUAUUAUACAUAUAUCGUUCAGAUUCCACUCACAACUAUUACAAAGAAAUGGCUGGAACGUGGAAUGAUGUUCGACACUGCAUUGAACAAUCUUCCUUUUGGUUUGUGUUCCCAAAUAAGUACGAAGAUAUUUACGAGGGGCGCUACAUUUGGACAGGACUUUCGAGAAACACAUCGACAUCGAGGCCGUUAACCGCACCAUCCGACUGUUUCAAGCUACAACGGCACAAACAAACGCUAGAGGAGGAGACUGACAACUGUCAUCUCGAGCUUCCAUUCAUUUGUCAAAAAGUUCCAGUUAACUGUGGUGAAAGUUUUAUGAAAACCGAAAGUAGUCUCAACUUUACUAUUGAAAGUGGAAGCAAUGACAUGAAUUGCGAAUGGAAUAUCGAGGGAUUCGACAACACGUUCAUUCGAAUCGAGAUUUCGUUUGUAAUACCAUCCUGUAAAGAUUGUGAAUGUUUGAAGAUUUACGACGCACCAACGACCAUUGGACCACCAAAUAAAACAUUAUGCGAGCAUGGACAGCUGACAUUUAAUUCAACCCAACAGGCAAUUACAUUGGCUUAUUCUUCGGAUGGAUCUAUUAAAGGGACAAGAUUUCACGCCAAGUGGAGCUUUGUACCAUGGCCACGCAAGUCUACAACGUCAAUGCCUUUAGGAAGCACGAUAAACUCAAGAACUGGAUCGGAAGAUAUGACAACGAACACAUUUUCUGCGGGUUUUAUUGGAGGCAUUGUCGGCGCUGCCGUGGUGAUUACCGUAUCCGUAAUAGUCUGUAUCGUUGUCAUACGACGAAAAUGUAAUGGACCUCAGAAGACGGAAAGUAACUACCAAGGUUUGAACAUGCGACCAGUAGGCGCAAAUAGUGGAAAUCCGCUUGAUCAGGGUGAACAUUUGUAUCGCACAUGUUCGAACAUCGAACAGCUUCCAGAACCUCUAGAUGCUGCGACUAGUAUUCCUGUCGCCAUUGAAUGUGAUCGCCAGUUGCCCGUUUCCAUAAGUCACACCAAUGAUAAGGUUUACUACAACACUCGCGGAGAUGAGGCUCAAUAUGACUAUUGC
Dreissena polymorpha is the source of this 2241-nucleotide messenger RNA. RefSeq names its product tolloid-like protein 1. The record is from RefSeq and is a predicted model, not a curated record. The transcript is spliced from 15 exons. Lineage: Eukaryota; Metazoa; Mollusca; Bivalvia; Myida; Dreissenidae. Gene Ontology annotation, molecular function: serine-type endopeptidase activity. The coding region runs from base 22 to 924 and encodes 300 amino acids.